This is a messenger RNA of Cercopithifilaria johnstoni, 417 nucleotides long. Lineage: Eukaryota; Metazoa; Nematoda; Chromadorea; Rhabditida; Onchocercidae. The record is from the annotation of a GenBank genome assembly.
AUGGUAACGCACAGCGAGAUCUGCAUGAUUGCGCGUGCACGAAAACCUGCAUGGUCACGCGCACAAGCGAGAUGUAUGGACGCGCAAGUUUCGCAAACGGCACUUGUAAGGUUAUAUGAGUGGGUCGGUGGGACCGCGCGUACAAGGCAGACCUGUAUGGUUCCAAGUGAGACUUGCAUGGUUGUGCACGCAAACGACACCUAUAUGAUCGCGCAUGCAAAGAAGACCCGCAUGGUCGCGCGUAUAAGCGAGAUUCGUGUGGCUCGCGCGCGAUCGAGACCUGCUUCACAAACGGUACUUGUAAGGUUGUGUAGUGGAGCGUGUAGGAUUGUACGUGCAAGAGAUCUGAAUGGUCAUGUGACCAGGAGAAGCCUGAACGGUAGCGCGGAGAAACGAGACCUAUAUGGCUCCGCAUGA